AUGAGUUUUAUAGUUCAAGAUGAUAAAUCCAGCUUAAUCGCGAUACCAAGGCAGCUUGAAUUAAGGCUUAGCUGCCUCGUUGUUGCUGUCACAGGCAUUAAUUCAUCAGGCAUAUCUUUAAAUAUGUGGUACGUUGGAAGUGUCCACCUACCAAUAAUACACUCCGAAGAUCGC
Messenger RNA from Dicrocoelium dendriticum, 174 nucleotides. Lineage: Eukaryota; Metazoa; Platyhelminthes; Trematoda; Plagiorchiida; Dicrocoeliidae. The record is from the annotation of a GenBank genome assembly.